This is a messenger RNA of Zootermopsis nevadensis, 846 nucleotides long. Its product is annotated as ribonuclease H2 subunit C. Gene Ontology annotation, cellular component: ribonuclease H2 complex. Gene Ontology annotation, biological process: RNA catabolic process. The record is from RefSeq and is a predicted model, not a curated record. Lineage: Eukaryota; Metazoa; Arthropoda; Insecta; Blattodea; Termopsidae.
UCAUGUUCUCCGCCGUGAGAACCUGAAAUCUCACAUACUAGGCUAUUUUGACUGCGUAAUGUAGUGUGUUGGAGAUACUCAUUUCUUUUAUAAUGUUGGCUACGUGUGAUUGCUUUUCGAUUACAAAUGUGAAAUCUGUUGGCGGGAAACAGUAUUCCUUGUAAAAUGUCAAUUCAUAUAAAUCGUAAUGCUAGUUUGGAUGGAAAGGAAGGAGUAAUAAAUAAUUCCAUACAUUAUAUGCCAUGUCAAAUACAUAGUGAUGGUGAAGCCAAUGUUUCAAAGUACUUCAAACCAUGUAUCAGCAAGCAAGACGGAAAUGACGAUGUGCUCUGCUCAUCUUUCCGAGGGUACCCUUUGAUGGGAAAAAUUGUUCCUUUGCCAAAUGGCUAUAGAGGCAUUGUUGCACAAGAAACUGUUAAGCCAAUGACCGAAGGAGCAGAGAGGAGUAUUCACGUGACACACACCUUCAAAUCAUUUACAUAUUGGAAUUGGGAUAAGCCUCCAUCUCUAAAUGAUGCUCUUCUUUCAGCUUUGGAUUGGAUUGAUGUUUCUGAAGUGCUUCAUUCAACAACAGAUGCCAGUUGAAUAGCUGAUAUUGAACUUACCAUAAAUGGUGGUAACUCUGGUCUGGUGUUAACUUCAGGGAUUUAUUAUACUGGAAUUUACCUUUAAGAUUUUUACUUCCAACAUAAGUCUGUUUUGGAUAUAAUAUUAAUAUGUUUUGAAGAUAGUAAAUUAGAUUGUGAAUACUCGUGAGGGAGAUUUUAACUCCAAACUGCAGUGAAAUGUUACCAUGUAGUGGAUGAAAUAUGAGAUUAUAUUGUGCAUUGCAUCUGAUUUGAGUCA